CCGCACUGGCCAAGGCUCGACAAAUUCAUAGUUCAGACUCGUCCGUUGGAAAAACAAAAGGAAAGAAAGAGAAGUGUUCACGCUUCAGACUCAGCAGGGAGGAAGAUAUCGAACUGAGCGCGAUGUCUAACAGCACAGAGAAAUGCGUCAGCAUCGUGCUUGCCAUCAUCCUCCCUCCUCUUGGGGUCUUGCUCAAGUUCGGAUGCCAGACCGAGUUCUGGCUCUGCCUCUUGCUCACCUUAUUUGGCUAUCUUCCGGGGAUCAUCUACGCGGUCUACGUUCUCACCAAGUAAAUUUACCAACCCAAUAUAGACACAUGCUGCUGGAAGCAAGGAACUGUGCAGGUCCGAUUAAUGUAGGCUUAAGAUCAAAUCCGUAUAGGAGUUUAUUUUCGGUUCAAGUCCUAGUCGGUUUACGAGUUGUUUUUCUAGUCGUAUUCAGCUAGAGUAGUACUUGUUUGAUUCGGUCUGCAGCUGGCCGUGUAUAAAAGGAUGGGCAUACGUGUUCUGUAAGCUCAAUCCUAGAGAAAAUAAGAAAUAGAAAAAGGCAAGGCUUGACACGA
Molecule: messenger RNA, 562 nt
Organism: Brachypodium distachyon (stiff brome)
Lineage: Eukaryota; Viridiplantae; Streptophyta; Magnoliopsida; Poales; Poaceae
Product: hydrophobic protein RCI2B
Exons: 3
Coding region: 123-293 (56 amino acids)
Cellular component (GO): membrane
Source: RefSeq, a predicted model, not a curated record